GACUAUGACGCUGUGUUGGUGUACGCGACGCUAUUGGCGUGUUUUAUACGUGAGAAAGGUGAGACAGUGCUAGUGUAUUCUCAUUGGUGCGGCGGCAAGCGGCGUUAACACGUUCCCCGUCAUCCAGUUGGAGGCCCAGCACGCAGUCGAGCGUCGUUCGUUGCUCGGGACGGACGGGAGUGUUUUCGUUCGAAGCUUCAUUGUACGAAUCGUGCACGUUCCCUUCAAUAGCCGCGCGUGUCUCUUACGUAUUGUGGUGUUAUCCUUGUGCUCUCUGAGGUCUUAACGAGUGUAUUUCAUAUUUUGUAUGUACUCGGAGGAUCGUCGGCUUGUCAAAAUUUGGAGGUUAAGUGUGGUGCAUCGAGAAUGCGCGUGAAGUUGCAGAUAUCCGUGGAAAAAUUUUAACGGAGUUCAUAACGCGUCAAGACUCUAAUAUAUAGUGUGUUUUGACUAGCGAAGUAUUUGUCCGCGGAAUGCAGUGGAAAAUGAAGAAGUAGAAGUUUCUUAGUUGUUGACACGAUACGUACACGGAAUUCGACUGGUGGGAAGGAAGGAAAAACGUUGAUUUACAGGAAUUAUAGAUGUAACUGUAAAUGUCUCGGUGAAAUCGACAGGACGAAAUUUUCGCUCGAAGUUUGGCCGAGUGUCGGUGGUGAAAAUAAAUUUGAAACAGUAGUAAUGAGUUUAUACCGGGUGCGUAAGUGAUUCUCAUGAAGUGACACUGAAGAAGAAGAAGAGAAAGAAGAAAGGGACUGAGAAGAAGGAUUUCGUUACGAAUUAUAUACCAUAUAUACACACAUACUACAUGUAUAUAAAGACAUAGAGGAUUACGCGGUAAAACGUAGUGUGUGAGAAUGAAUUUUCUGUUCCGUUUACACCAGUGAGGAUACGUGAUGCGAUAAAUUGGAAAAGCUUUAAAAUUUUUGGACCUUAAUGGUGACGAGGUGGGGGCAAAGGGUGAGAAAUUCCUUGAAGGUAAAUUCUGUCAAGAUGAAGUGACGGUCUGCCAAAGUUGACAGCCGAACCUGGAAUACUCGGUGGUGGCAAACUUUGUGACACGAUUAAGAUGUACCCCGCACCGGCGAGACAUCCAGCCGCUCCCGGUAGCGGAGGAAGCAGUGGGGCUGCGGGAGGGCUCAAGUUCACGGUGGCUGACACUUGCGAGAGAAUCAAAGAAGAAUUCAAUUUCAUCCAGCAACAGUACCACUCGCUGAAACUCGAGUGCGAAAAGCUGGCUAGCGAAAAGACUGAGAUGCAGAGGCAUUACGUUAUGGUAAGAGACUUUUACUACGAGAUGUCAUACGGCCUUAACGUGGAGAUGCACAAACAGACGGAAAUCGCGAAACGACUGAACGCAAUCAUCGUGCAGGUCCUGCCGUUUCUUGCGCAAGAGCAUGGCUUGCAGCAUCAACAGCAAGUGGCGAACGCGGUGGAGAGAGCCAAACAAGUCACUAUGACGGAACUCAAUGCGAUUAUAGGGCAACAACAGCAGCAGGGAUUACAACAACUUUUGCAACAAAUCCACGCACAGCAAAUACCUCACGGAGCCGUGGUAGGAGGAUUGCCACCAGCGGGUCUUCUUGGAUUUGCCGGGGCGGCUGCGGCGGCAGCCGCAGCCGCGGGCGUUCCGCCGCACCUUGCGCCACCGUCGCAUCCUGCGGCCGCCGCCGCUCAGGCACAGGCGCAGGCACAGGCUCUCUUGAAACCGGUAGACCUUCAGCAUCGAGGAGCCGUCGAAACGCCCGAGGAUCGAAAACCCAUCGCGUUGACGGACGAGAGGCUAAGACGCUCGGUCUCGCCCGCGGAGAAAUUCAGGACACGGACGCCUGACAUCGAGAGCGACUCCAAGCGGCGAAAAGAAGAGAAACUUGGUCACGAUAGCGACGGCGAAAAGAGUGAUCAGGAUCUGGUGGUCGAUGUGGCGAACGAGGAACCGCCGUCUCCCCAUGCGAAUGGAGAACAUUCAGACCCCCGAGAGAACGGGACAUUGGAUAAAUUGGUGGGUGUCCCUGGUCAUGGCGGCGGACCCUCUUCCGGUUCCGGGCCCACCUCGACGAAGGACAGGCCACCCUCUCGAAGUGGCAGUUCUUCGGCUCGUAGCACGCCCUCUCUGAAAAGUAAAGAUGUCGACAAGCCGGGUACUCCUGUAGCGGCAACAGCGGCGUCGGCGGCAGCGGCGAGGGGCUCUCGCAGCUGUACCCCAACUUUGGGGGGCAUUCCUGGCCCCUUGGCGCCCCGGGGCUACCACCCGCCAUUAUCGCAGCAAACACCCCCUCAGGGCUAUCAGGGCUUGCCAUCCCGAGGCAAUGAGCCACCCCAAUCACCCUCGUCCUACAACAAUUUGUCCUACGCCAGGCCAUCGAUGCUCGGAUUCGAUGGCCACGUGAGGGUCCCUUCCAGCAAUGGGCUGAGCAGCAUACCCGGUGGUAAACCGGCAUACUCCUAUCACAUGAACGGAGAGGGUCAGCUGCAGCCCGUUCCCUUCCCUACGGAUGCCUUGGCCGGUUCUGGAGUGCCUAAGCACGCAAGACAAAUAAACACGCUGACCCACGGCGAAGUGGUCUGUGCAGUGACUAUCUCAAACCCCACGAAAUACGUGUACACGGGUGGCAAAGGAUGCGUAAAGGUCUGGGACAUCGGUCAGGGCGGCACAGGGAACGCGAAGCCGGUCUCCCAGCUGGACUGUCUCCAGAGGGACAACUACAUCAGAUCAGUGAAGCUGCUACCAGACGGAAGAACCUUGAUCGUCGGCGGCGAAGCAAGCCAAUUGAGCAUCUGGGACCUGGCAAGUCCCACGCCACGUAUCAAGGCGGAAUUGACCUCCUCAGCACCUGCCUGCUACGCCCUGGCGAUCUCCCCGGAUUCCAAGGUCUGCUUCAGUUGCUGCAGCGACGGGAACAUCGCGGUCUGGGAUCUUCAGAAUCAGACGUUGGUCAGGCAGUUCCAAGGUCACACGGAUGGCGCCUCCUGCAUCGACAUCUCCGCCGACGGUUCGAAACUCUGGACCGGCGGCCUGGACAACACCGUUCGCUCCUGGGACCUUCGCGAAGGUCGUCAACUUCAGCAGCACGAUUUCACCUCGCAGAUCUUCUCCCUAGGGUACUGUCCAACUGGCGAGUGGUUGGCAGUCGGCAUGGAGAAUUCAAACGUUGAGGUACUUCACGCAACGAAGCCUGAUAAGUACCAGCUUCACCUGCACGAGUCCUGUGUCCUGUCGCUUCGGUUUGCUUCAUCCGGGAAGUGGUUCAUCUCCACCGGCAAGGACAACCUGCUCAAUGCAUGGCGCACGCCGUACGGAGCCUCGAUAUUUCAGUCGAAGGAGUCCUCGUCGGUGCUGAGCUGCGACAUCUCCACGGACGACAAGUACAUCGUGACCGGUUCCGGCGAUAAGAAGGCAACAGUCUACGAAGUGAUUUACUAGAGUUCGGUUAGGUAGAAGCCCUGUAUAUUUUUUUUUCUCAUCAGACCAGUGACCCUCCCCCAAUGUAAUUCCACUCUCGUACCUUAUACAUCCUCCGGGUACCGUGUUCCCUUUCAUCCCUUCGUUCCCGAUCCGCAGUGUCACUGGCGCGAGAGACGCGCACGAGACCCGACAGCCUUAACGAUAUAUCACGCAAGAUUGUAAAUAGUGAAAGCGACAGCGUGGCGUCUCCUAGCGGAGGACGCAGCAAGACUGAGGGACGCCGUGUACCAUUGGGAGAAAAAAAAGGGGGGGCGAGUGCGCGCUUUUUUUGUACAGUAAACGAUAAAUGUGUUUAUAAGAAACGGCCGCUUGUGGACGUCACAUGUGAUUUACCUGCACGUGAGAAACAUUGUAAGAAGGAAGAUUAAAGGAAAAACAAAAAUAGAAUCAACGUGACAGAGGGGAAGUGACACGGGUGGGGUGGGUGAAGUUUUUGUCACGAAUUUACGUACACGUAAAUGUGUGUACAUAAAACGGACCUCUUCUUGUAUAUUGUGCUAUCGUGUGAUUGGGUGGGACGUCAAGCACGACGCUCGUCGUCGUUCUCCCUCCCUCCCCCCCUCUCCUCCCGCCCCCACAAGUGUAUACCAUAUGCAUGUACUUUCAUUUUGUUAACGCACAAACGGUUUAGGAAUUAAGUAAGCGAUUCGUUAAGUCAAUGUGAAACUCUGUACAGACAAGUUGUAUAUCUCGAUUGUACACGCAGGCGCUUUGGUGCUCCUUCGUCGGCUUGACGUUUGCAUAUGUAAAGUAUCCGCGAAAUAGAAGAAAAAGAAAAGCAGACUAUUUCUCUACCUUUAGACAGAAGGACGGGUACGAGUUGGUCGGAACGGAUGUUAAAACGCAUAGAAUGUAAACGUUCGUCGAGAAAAGUCAGUCAGUCGUCUCAGUCAGUCAAUAAGUACGACCCUGAAAACAUAUGUUCUUCGCCGCUUCGCUCGUAGUUCCGUUUCCUCCCGAAGUGUCAGCUCGGUCGGUAACUUGCAUCGCGCGAUCCGUUCUUUAUCGAUAGUUCAGAAUAAAAAAGACAAAAGGACCCAAUGUAUUAACGAUAAAUUAUAUAUUUAUUACCCGACGUAGCGACGCUAAACGCGAGUUUCGCGUCAUUGUUCUACCACGAUCUAAGUAGUUUAUACGACGAAUGAUAUUACGGUUUUAUUUAUUAUCCUGCAAUCGAGCCAGUCACUCAGUGUGCAAAAUAAAUCAUUUAUGCCGAGGA
Messenger RNA from Cephus cinctus (wheat stem sawfly), 4682 nucleotides. It is a transcript of the gene gro, whose product is annotated as protein groucho. The record is from RefSeq and is a predicted model, not a curated record. Lineage: Eukaryota; Metazoa; Arthropoda; Insecta; Hymenoptera; Cephidae. Gene Ontology annotation, cellular component: nucleus; transcription regulator complex. The transcript is spliced from 15 exons. Gene Ontology annotation, molecular function: transcription corepressor activity; protein binding. Bases 1067 to 3421 code for a protein of 784 amino acids. Gene Ontology annotation, biological process: regulation of DNA-templated transcription; negative regulation of canonical Wnt signaling pathway.